CUAACUCGCGUCGCGACUCGCGUCUUGGAACCAGCUCAUGAGCACCGUUUCUUAGACCGGCGCGGAACAUUCGAGAAGAGUGCAUGCCUGUGACACGUGUGCAUGACUGAUUGCCAGGGCAUGUUUUCAGUGCUCGAAAUCUGCCAGCAGUGGUGCAGAUGAGAAAUAAAUCAUUUACGUAAAUCAUGCAACGGUUGCAUAAUGAUCCGAAAUGCCUCCUAACAUGACGUUGCGCUGGCUGUCCCGUGACAUGACGUCAGCGCCAGCUCAUGACAUGUCAGACAUGUCAUGGAGGCCGACACGUGCAAGAAGUGCUGGCCCUUGGCGGCUCGAUUUCAGCGUUCUACCGUGGCGCGCAUGCGGCCCCGGCUUCGUUGGUUUGGUCUCGCCUUCUCGGUUUCUUGCUCGCGGGGGAGAGAAAGGAAGGAAGGAAAAAGGCGGAUUUGUGGAGGAAGAAAAGAAGAGGCUUGCGUUCCGCUUGCCAUCGACUCGUCGUGGGUCGUAUGCUUCCUUGUCAAGCAGGUUUGCUUUGCUGUGCUGAGUUAUCCAUAGCGGCCGGAUAUCGAUUAGUACCCGAUUGAGAGAGCUCUCGAGAGUUCGCUAAGGCUGUGUGUUACUGCCAGUAACGACGGUCGGAUCUCCUACUAGGUUACCAGGUUCGUCGCAAGCUCGUCGAUUGACUUCGUAGCUUGUUCGUAGCCUGACACGUCAGCAGCGCUACAACCGCCCAGCUCAUCCGCGCAACGCAGAAGCAUGGCCGCGGAAGUAGGGCGCGCGGGAGGCGCAACCGGCGGAGGCAGGGGGGAAGCAGAGCAGCAGCGCGCGCUGAUUCACGUGGCAGCGCCCCCCGCGAGUCUCAAGGAGAAGAUCGAGGAGUGGUGGGAGCAGAUCGGACGCGAGCAGCACCAGGCGCGGCGGGAGGGCAAGUGGGGGGGAGGGGAGCGCGCGGAAGGGGUACUGGCGGAAGGGGGAAGGGAGGAAGGGGGAAGGGCGGAAAGCGCGGAGGGGGAGGCGGAGAGGGGGAGGGCGCGGAGGGUGACUGCAGAUGAUGUGACUGAAAAGAAGCUGGUUGCUGUGAGCCAAGUGCUGGCGCUGCUGCCGAUCUCGCUCUUCCCUAAAGUCACAACUGUGCACGAGGUGACGGCCAACACAACCCUGUUCGACGCCAUCAAGCUGCUGUCCCGCCACAACCUCACGACCGUCCCUGUCAAAAGCAUUGCUGCCGAGGCCGCUGGCAGGGGCAGGGGGAGGGGCGGCGCAGCUGACGUGGAAAUGACUGAGUCGGAGCAGGCAGAGGAAUUAGGAGAGGAAGGAGGGGGGGAAGGAGGAGAGGGAGGAGGAGAGGGAGUAGAACCAACAGGGGUGGUGCAGGAGCCUGGGGAGGAGGUAGGAGGGGAGAUGGAGGAAGCGGAAGAGGAGGAGGAGGAGGAGUGGGAGCCGCAGUAUCUGGGGAUGAUGGAUCUGGCAGGGGCUGUCAUCCUCUGGGUCUUCGCCAAUCUCGAAGCAUCGUCUAUCGGGUUCGCCACAGCAUCCACCGUCGCCGCUUCGCUCGUCGGCUCCUUCGUCGCAGCAGCCGGGGCAGCCGCCCUCGAAGCCUCGGCCGGACCCGCAGCAGCCGCGCCAGCCGCCGGAGCUGUAGGCAUGGCAGCACUAGGCGGGCACGCAGCAACCGGGGAAGGCGCACCCGGCGAGUCAGCAGCAGCCAUGGCUUCCUCCCCUCGCACCGGCUGCUAUUUCUUUGAAGAGCUUCUCAAGAACGAAGCCUUCCAUGCCACUCGUGUCGCCGAUCUAGCUGGGUCGUUCCGGUGGUCGCCCUUUGUGUACCUCAAGCCGUCAGACACGCUGCUGACGCUCUUCCUGCUCAUGUCCAAGUACGCCAUCCGCUCCGUGCCUGUGCUCCCCCCGGGUGUUGGGUCGUCGAUUUCGACGGUGAUAACGCAGUCGGCAGCGGUGGGAUUUCUGUGCGAGUGCGACGGCAUGCCGUGGUUCAACUCCAUCGCGGACUGCACGCUGGCGCAGCUCGGCUUGCCCCUCAUGCAGCCUGAAGAGUUGGUCAAGGUGGAGGAGGACGCAGCAGUGACAGAGCCCUUCCGCCUGAUGAUGGAGCAUGACAUCGGAGGGGUGCCCGUGGUGGCCAAGGGUAGCAAUCGCAUCAUUGCCAACAUCAGCGCGAGGGACAUUCUUCACUUGGUCGGGACUCCAGAGAUCUUCAAGAGCAGGCAGGAAGUGUCCUUCACGGUGCGUGAUUUCAUCAGCGCAGCCAACGAGCCAAUUACGUCUGCGACUGAAGUGAUCUGGCCGGUCAUGACGCCCCCCAUCACCUGCUCGCCCUCCACGCCUCUCCGCAAUGUGCUCCAUGCGCUCAACCGCACCCACAUCCACCGCAUCUACGUCACCUCCCCCCUCCCCCUUGCUGCUGCUCCUGCUGCUACUGCUGAAGGUGCUGCUGGUGCUGCUGCUGGUGCUGAGGGUGCUGCGGCUGGUGCUGAGGCCACUGCUGGUGCUGCCAGUACUGGGCAACAGGAGGUGAUAGGGGUGGUGACUCUGAGGGAUAUCAUUGGGAAGUUUGCUGCCGUGCCAGCUGAUGUUGCUCUGGCUGCUGGCGCUGACGUGGGCAGGGGUGGGGAGGAGUAAGGACCAAAUAGGAGGUGUUUGGUGUUACUGUUGCAGUGAGAAGAGGGUUAUAGGCAGCUAGAGGUGAUAGAUAGGGGUGGUGACUCUGCGGGAAAUCUAUGGUGGGCUUGCUGCUGUGCUGCUGGUUGCUUACAUGGGCAGGGGUGGGAAGGAAAGAAACGAGUACGGGGGGUUCUCCUGUGGGGUGAGGCUUUUCUGCGGGAUUUGAUAGUGGGUUGGUUUGGAAAUUCGUGAAACGAUGUGGGGGUUGGCGGUGUGGGGGUUGAUUAAUCCUGGUGUUGGAGCGUGUUUGUCACGUACGUUUGUACAUAAGAAAUUGCUUUGAAUCGC
Molecule: messenger RNA, 2964 nt
Organism: Closterium sp. NIES-67
Lineage: Eukaryota; Viridiplantae; Streptophyta; Zygnematophyceae; Desmidiales; Closteriaceae
Source: the annotation of a GenBank genome assembly